CAUGAUGCACUUUCGUCGUGUUAAUAUUUAUUAGAAAAAAUUGUGAAAAAGUCUCGAACCAACACAAUAUUUUGGAGAAAAGACCAAACUUGCAGCGCAGAACAUGAGAAUUUUUUCCCCUAUUUAUUAAUUAACAUAAAGCUAUUCCUUUAACUCGGAGGGACCAGUUAAAUCAGACAAUGGCCAGCGCUGAGGGAGAAGAUGAUGUUCCUCGAUUCAGGUCGCCAUCUUCGCGCCUUACCCUUAUGUAGCAGAAGAGACCACCAGCUCUAUGUUAGAGUCAUCCCUUCAAAACUUGUUGGAUAUGGGGACUCUGGCGCUUGAAUCUGAAGAUGUAAGGUCAGAUAUAUACCUUUCACUGGGGCUCAAAGAAUUGGACAAAGGAGUUGUGGGAAUUCCACGGGUUUUAUCACUUGUUGCUUCACUUCUAGAGCGAUCAGUUCAGCGAAAUGAAAUGCUAUUGGAGGCAAAGCAAGUAAAAGAUGUAGUUACAGUAUUUCAUGGUCUAAGAGCACCUAGUCUGAGUAUUUCUAAGUAUAUCGACCGUAUCUUCAAGUACUCAGGCUGCAGCCCAUCCUGCUUUGUUGUUGCACAAAUUUAUGUGGAUAGAUUCCUUCAAUGCACUGAAGUUAAGCUUACUUCACUCAAUGUGCAUCGGCUUCUGAUAACUAGCAUUAUGCUAGCAGCAAAAUUUAUGGAUGAUGCAUUCUUCAACAAUGCCUACUAUGCAAAAGUCGGAGGAAUAAGCACAAGUGAGUUGAAUAGGUUGGAGAUGAACUUCCUCUUUAGCAUAGAUUUUAGACUUCAGAUUAGUGAAGAGUCAUUUGGGAAAUAUUGUGUGCAAUUGGAGAUGGAAGCUGCAGAGGCACUCCAGAUUGAGCGGCCAAUGCAGGCUUGUCGAAUCAAAGAAAGCUGGUCAACCAAAGAUGACUCCACUUGUGCUUCGACAAUCGCAAGAUGAAAUUGUUGAAGAUAAGCUGUUCCAAUUCCUCGAUUGCCCCAGACAGAAUCAAAAAUUGUGUUGUAAUAUUAAAAAAUGGAUUGAUUGCUAGUUAAAGGCCAUUGGUGAUUUAAUAUAAUUAUUCGUAGUAACAAUGUGGUGUUUGUUUAUGAUUUCCUCUCUCUUCUCUCUCCUGGUUUAUUGUUUAUCGCUCCCACCUGUACACUUGUAGGUCUAGCCAUAUAGUGUUGAACAUCCCAAGUUUUUCCCUUGUUUCAGACUUCAACUUCCAGUCAGCACCUAGCACAAAAAAUUUGUGAGGCAUGAGUACUGGAAGGUGACACGGAUUUUGACACCUCUGUUGGGAGCAAGGAAAAACCCAGAAGCUGUACUUCUUUCAACCUGGAGACAUAAAUCUGAGUUGCGUAAUGUUCAUUAGGGUCUCGCUUGCAUUCAUCAAAUUCUCCUUCAGAUUAUAUUUCUUAUUUAUUUCGACAGAGAUUUAUUUUGUAACCUCGACGUUAAGUUUUUUAAUGGAAGGCACAAAUAUUUAAUCUUA
Messenger RNA from Neltuma alba, 1499 nucleotides. Its product is annotated as cyclin-P3-1. The coding region runs from base 272 to 961 and encodes 229 amino acids. Gene Ontology annotation, biological process: regulation of cyclin-dependent protein serine/threonine kinase activity. The record is from RefSeq and is a predicted model, not a curated record. The transcript is spliced from 4 exons. Lineage: Eukaryota; Viridiplantae; Streptophyta; Magnoliopsida; Fabales; Fabaceae. Gene Ontology annotation, molecular function: protein kinase binding.